This is a messenger RNA of Antechinus flavipes (yellow-footed antechinus), 2733 nucleotides long. RefSeq names its product SHC adaptor protein 1 (gene SHC1). The transcript has 13 exons. The record is from RefSeq and is a predicted model, not a curated record. Gene Ontology annotation, molecular function: receptor tyrosine kinase binding. The coding region runs from base 164 to 1435 and encodes 423 amino acids. Gene Ontology annotation, biological process: cell surface receptor protein tyrosine kinase signaling pathway; intracellular signal transduction. Gene Ontology annotation, cellular component: plasma membrane. NCBI's taxonomy places the organism in Eukaryota, Metazoa, Chordata, Mammalia, Dasyuromorphia, Dasyuridae.
UGGGGGGGAGAAAGUUGGAGCGUCUACUCGAAGAAGCUGCGGCCGCUAAACCCGGAGUGAGACCGGCCCGCGGCGCGGAGCGGAGACCCCAUGCGGCCCUGGACCGGCUCCACCCCAGAAACAGCUGCAUGUCGUACCUGUACCUCAGGAGCUGGGCUGGGCCAUGGAUUCCCUGGACAUGAACAAACUGAGCGGCGGGCGGAGGACUCGGGUGGAAGGGGGCCAGCUGGGGGGUGAGGAGUGGACUCGUCACGGGAGCUUUGUCAACAAGCCAACUCGGGGUUGGUUACAUCCCAACGAAAAGGUCAUGGGACCUGGAGUUUCCUACCUUGUUCGGUACAUGGGUUGUGUGGAGGUCCUCCAGUCAAUGCGGGCUUUGGAUUUCAGUACUCGUACCCAGGUCACCAGAGAAGCCAUCAGUCUGGUGUGUGAGGCUGUGCCCGGAGCCAAGGGGGCUGCACGGAGGAGAAAGCCCUGUAGCCGCCCACUCAGCUCCAUACUGGGGAGGAGUAAUCUAAAGUUUGCUGGCAUGCCCAUUACCCUAACUGUUUCUACCAGCAGCCUCAACCUCAUGGCUGCAGACUGUAAACAGAUCAUUGCCAAUCACCACAUGCAGUCAAUCUCAUUUGCAUCCGGUGGAGAUCCGGACACUGCAGAGUAUGUUGCCUAUGUUGCCAAAGAUCCUGUCAAUCAGAGAGCCUGCCACAUCCUGGAGUGUCCAGAAGGACUAGCACAGGAUGUCAUCAGCACCAUUGGCCAGGCCUUUGAGCUGCGCUUCAAACAAUACCUCAGGAAUCCACCCAAGCUUGUCACUCCCCAUGACAGGAUGGCUGGCUUCGAUGGCUCAGCUUGGGAUGAGGAGGAAGAAGAGCCCCCUGACCAUCAGUACUACAAUGACUUCCCAGGGAAGGAGCCCCCUCUCGGGGGAGUGGUAGACAUGAGACUUCCUCGUCCAGCCCCACCCAGCACUCAGGCUGCCAGCCACCUAGGAGCCACUUUGCCCGUUGGACAGAUCGCUGGCAGUGACUUUGAGGGCCGGAAACAGCUCCCUACUCCUGGGCCAGGUAGAGAACUAUUUGAUGAUCCCUCCUAUGUCAAUGUCCAGAACCUGGAAAAAGUCCGGCAAGGAGCUGGUGUUUCUUCCAACCCUACUACCAAUGGCAGUGCUCCACGUGACCUCUUUGACAUGAGUUCGGACAAAGGAUCACCGAUUCGAAAGUGUCAGUCACCUCAUCAGCUACCACAUGGACAAUCACCUACCAAUCAUCUCUGCAGGGAGCGAGCUGUGUCUUCAGCAACCAGUAGAACGGAAGCUAUAACUGACCUGAUCCUGUUUUCAACGCUAUUUCAGCCUCCAGGACAUUCCCUUUCACUUUUCUGGUCCCAAUUCCAACAGUUUUCUGGGGAGAAAUGUUAUGGUUGCAGCACUCUGUGAUAUCUGUAACUGGCCUAGAUCCUUGGGUUCAGGUCCUGGAGGAGGGAUUAAUCCUUCUCUUCUAUAAGAGUAUUAGUGCCCAUGCCAGCCUCAUGGACCUAGGCAAGAUCCCCCAACCAGAGAGAGGAAUCUUAGGGACAAUUACAGUGGAAUGGGAUUUUUCUUCAAAGGGACAAAAUUCUAUCCCUUCUCCAGUGUUUAAAACCUUGUGCCUUUGACCAUGCGCCAGGUCCAAAUAAGUUUUAUGCAAAGUUUAUCUGUGGGCUAGAAAUGUUUGAUACUCUGCCUCUAGAAUCAUGUUCCCCCAGCCCUCCUUUAGUCUGGUUCUACCAAACUGGGCUUGGAAGACAUGGGGCAGAUAUGGUUGCUCAUCCUUCAUCAAAGAGGAUGUUCAGUCCUCAUAGCCUAGCCCAGAGCACCACUUCCUGGCCAGGGGGAGGUGAAUGUCCAGUCCCCAAUUCUCCCCUCUGCCACAUACACAGAGUGCCUCCUGGCCAGGCCCCCCUACUUCAGGGGGUCUGUAUAUACAUUUCGUAAACAUCCACCCUCCCUAUCCCCAGCGUUGCAUGCACAUUUUCCUACUUUACAGCCAAAGUGUAGCCCCUUGUAGCCUCUCCAACUCCUUUGAGUUGGACAGUGAAUCCAGUGUUUGGUUCUUUUAUACAGUCAACUCUCAAUUUUCUGCAUUAAUUUGAGGGGUAAUGGUUAUCUAUAACUGUGGAUAAUUCCCAUAUAGUUUUUUUUUUUUUUUAGUUUGGGAAGUUAUAGUUUUUGCAACUGAAUUAUUUCCUAAUUUUGUCUUGCUUGAGCACAAAAGUUAUCUUUAUACAUAUAGCACCUUUUUUAUUUUUUCAAAGACUUCAUCUAUUAUAUCAUUUUACCAUCAUGACAAGCCUGUGAGAUAAGUAGCAUAGGCAUUAUUAUCUCCAUUUUACAAUUGAGAAAACUGAUGCAUAGAGGUUAGGUGAUUGUUGAAAGCCACAUAGACAGUAAAUGGCCAGGACUGAAAACCAGACCUCAUCUUAGCCUAGGAAAAGGCUGGAAUUUAACUUUGCUGCAGAUAAGCCUCAGAGAGGAGCAUUUAAAUCAAUGUAUUUAUUGAGUACCUGUUGCUAGACAAUGGGAGGAAUACAGAAGAGAUAGAAGAUACUCCUUCUAAGGAGUUGUGGUUAAUGGAGAGUUGACUGUAUCUUUAUCUCCUCUUCUAUUUCUCUUUCCUACCCUUAUUUUGUUUGAAUCGAUUCACGGGUCUCACUUAUACCAAAGGGAAAUGUCAUUAAAGAUCAUUAUUUCUUUUA